This is a messenger RNA of Danio rerio (zebrafish), 1530 nucleotides long. It is a transcript of the gene adra2b, whose product is annotated as adrenoceptor alpha 2B. The record is from RefSeq and is marked validated. NCBI's taxonomy places the organism in Eukaryota, Metazoa, Chordata, Actinopteri, Cypriniformes, Danionidae.
AUGGAUAGCCCGUGCCCUGUUGCCGUGGGUCUGCCUGGCCACACUAAUGGCACUGGAGGCACGUCUUCACCGACUUGUAACCAGAGCAUGAUAAAACUCGCCCCGUACUCUCCUGAAGCCACAGCAGCCUUUGCAACAGCCAUCACAUUGAUGAUGCUUAUUACAAUAGUAGGCAAUAUCCUGGUCAUCAUUGCUGUUUUAACAAGUCGCUCAUUAAGAGGACCCCAAAAUCUUUUUUUGGUCUCCCUUGCUGCUGCAGACAUUUUGGUGGCCACCCUCAUCAUCCCCUUUUCCCUAGCCAAUGAACUGAUGGGCUACUGGUAUUUCCGCUCUGUAUGGUGUGAGAUCUACCUGGCGCUGGAUGUGUUGUUCUGCACUUCCUCCAUAGUACAUCUGUGCGCCAUCAGUCUAGACCGCUACAUGUCUAUCUCACGUGCUGUCACGUACGGUCCCAAGCGGACACCGAAACGAAUCAAGUGUGCCAUUUUGGUGGUGUGGUUGAUCUCAGCGGUAAUCUCAUUUCCGCCACUACUAUCUAUGAACAAGAAUAAAGGUGGUGGCGAGUCAGGUGCGCUGCCUCAGUGUCAGCUCAACGAUGAGCGCUGGUACAUCCUGUACUCUACUAUUGGUUCCUUCUUUGCUCCUUGUCUAAUAAUGAUCUUAGUCUACAUGCGGAUCUAUCAGAUCGCCAAGCAGCGCACACGGUGUCCACCAGGGGAGCCCCGCAAAGAAGCCCCAGCUAAUGCUACGACUCCUCAGCACAAGAUCCAAAAUGGAAGAGGAGAUGAAACGCCAGGCACCCUUCAGAAAAAAGCCAGGCCUCCAACUUUGGCUGUGUCCCAAGUGGAGUCUGUCCAGCAGGCAGCAAACACCCCGAUCGCCAACAACCUUCUGCAAGCCCCUUCAACAACCUUGACACCAACCACCCCAUGCCCCUCGCCAUCUCCUUCGAAUUCAUCUGAAGUGGCUCCCAGUAAAAGUAAAGAGGGGAAAAAGGAGAAGAAGAAGAAGAACAACAAAAACAAGAACAAGAAAGAGCCUGACAACAAUAAUGGAGAAAGCAUGAGCUCUGAUUCGGACACUGAGCAAGGUGGGAGGGGGUUAGAGGUCCCUUGCACCCCGACUAUGACCCCCAGUGGCAUUCAUUCUCCUGCCACUAUGCAGAAAUACAGAGACAUGAUCGCCACCGCUAAAGGUGCCAAGCUGGUGGCCCGAAAGGCCAAGCAAGAUGGAACGCCCAACUCUGCACGCCGCAAAGCGAUGGUGAACCGAGAGAAACGAUUCACCUUUGUGUUGGCGGUAGUGAUUGGUGUCUUUGUCAUUUGCUGGUUUCCCUUCUUCUUCUCAUACAGCCUACAGGCUGUGUGCCCAGAGUCGUGCGCCCUGCCAGAGCCACUCUUCAAGUUCUUCUUCUGGAUCGGCUACUGCAACAGCUGCCUCAACCCGGUCAUCUACACCAUCUUCAACAAAGACUUCCGCAGAGCCUUCAAAAAGAUCCUCUGCAAGAACACCAAAGGCACAUUCUUCUGA